Acanthoscelides obtectus is the source of this 1799-nucleotide messenger RNA. NCBI's taxonomy places the organism in Eukaryota, Metazoa, Arthropoda, Insecta, Coleoptera, Chrysomelidae. The record is from the annotation of a GenBank genome assembly.
CGCAUAGCUAGACCUUUGAAUUCCUAUUACUGGAUACUGCAAGACACAAUAAUUUUAUCACAGUUACAUAUGAAUCAUGCUGUCCGCAUCUGAUUAUGUUAUUCGGGGACCUAAGAUUGAGGACAAGUUUGUCAAUAAGUGCUUAGGUGAAGUAUUUUUUGAGGUUUUGAAGACGGGCAAUCCGGAUGAUGUUUUACUGAUUCAUUUCAGGUAGACGCAUCUUAUGGACUUGACAAGAGUAGAGCAGAGUUGUUAUCAGCUACGAUUAAACUGGCUCAUUAUUUGAAAGAAAAAUGUGUAAAAACAGAUGAUGUAGUAGGAAUAAUAAGUACAAAUUCGUGGAAGUUCCUUGCAUCGGUGAUUUCUGUUGCAUAUUUGGGUUGUACCGUCACUGUUUCUAAUCCAAACUAUUUGCAUGACGACCUCAAUCACUUUCUCCGCACUACUGACCCGAAAGUUCUUUUUGUUACUUCACAAGUCUAUAAAAUAGUAGAGGAACUAUUGCACAAUCAUAGGACAGUGGAACUAAUUAUAAUAUACGAUUCUGAUACGGGAAGUGAUACGAUAUGGUUUGAGGACAUUUUAAGACAACAUGUGGAGAUAUCCACGUUUAUGCCCACGAGGGUGGAUCCUGAAACUACAUUGUCCCACAUUCUUUUCUCCUCUGGAACAACAGGGUUGCCGAAAGGUGUUAUGCAUACACAAAAUGGAUUCAAGCAUUGUUUGAAUGUUCUUAGCCAUCCACAAAACGGAGCUUUGAACACGAAUCACAGAGUCCUCAUAGUACUACCUCUCUUCCACAUAUUCGGUCUCAUAACAGCCAUAGGAGGAAUAGUGAACAAUGCCAAAGUAUUAUUACUCGAAAAAUUCAAACCAGAUACAUUUUUGAAGGUUAUACAAGAGUAUAAAGCAACUUACUUGCCAGUGGUACCAACAUUGCUGCAAUUCUUAUCAAAACAUAAAAUUGUGGAUGAGUAUGACCUGAGUUCCCUGAGGGAUAUAUUCUGUGGAGGCGCUCCUGUUGGGGAAGGAAGUGAAAAACUUAUAGCCAAAAGAUUUAACAAUCUGAUGCCCCGCCAAAUCUUCGGAACAACAGAAGCUGGGGGAGGAGUCAUUAUUAUGCCUCCAGGACAUAGAAAAUCUGGAAGCGUUGGUAAAGUGGUGAUUGGCUGCGAAGCCAAAAUUCUUGAUCCUGAGUCACAGAUGGUUUUAGGACCAAACAAAAUUGGAGAAAUCUGUAUUCGAGGACCAAACGUAAUGAAAGGAUAUUUAAAAAAUGAAGAGGCUACCAAAAGAGAUCUGGAUCAAGAUGGAUUUUUGCACACUGGGGACCUUGGGUAUUACGACAAAGAGAUGUACUUUUAUGUUGUCGAUAGGAUUAAAGAAGUGAUGAAAUACAAAGGCUUUCAGGUUGCACCUGCACAACUGGAAAACAUUCUAUUCCAACAUCCAGGUGUAAAAGAAGUUAGCGUGGUGGGAAAACCAGAUGACAGAGUUGGGGAACUUCCUACUGCAUUUGUAGUGAAACAGGAAGGCGUUUCUGUGACCGAAAAUGAACUUGUACAGCUUGUAGCGCAACAUCUGCACGCCGACAAGCAACUACACGGGGGGGUUAUAUUUGUGGAGGAAAUACCAAAGACCCAAUCAGGAAAAGUUGCUAGAGCGGAGCUGAGGAAGCGGUUUCAAUCGUCUUAACUAUUGCAAUAUAAAAAUAGUAAUAAAGUGAUUCCUUUUUUGUGUUUUAUAAUUAAACCUUUUGGUUGCAUAAAAUUCUCUUCUGAACAUGCAAAACCUUAUGC